AUGACAACUCUUCGCCCAUUCUCCGCUCUUGACGUUCUAAAAUUUAAUCCUACAAACCUCGACCCCCUAACUGAAACCUACGAUCUCAGUUUCUACUUUUCCUAUCUAGCACGAUGGCCACAUCUCUUCACCGUCGCUCUAUCUCCUUCUUCUGCGAUCACCGGUUACAUAAUGGGCAAAACGGAAUCCUCUCCACAAUCCAUGCUUCUCUCACAAUCUCCGCAUUACCUACCAUGGCACGCGCAUAUUACUGCUCUCACAGUUUCUCCCUCUGCACGUCGAUUGGGUCUUGCGAGGACUUUGUCUCAAGUUUUAGAGAAAGGAGGAGAAGAAUAUGAUGCUUGGUUUGUGGAUUUGUUUGUGAGGAAGAGUAAUAUGAUUGCUCAAGAACUUUAUAAAGGACUGGGAUAUAGUGUCUUUAGGACGGUCAAAGGAUAUUAUAACGAGUUUGUGGGGGGAGAAGAGGUGGAUGAGGGAGAGGGGGAAGAUGCGUAUGACAUGCGGAAACCGUUGAAGAGGGAUAAGAAUUUAAAACAUGUUAGAGAGAAUGGGGAGAGUUUUGUGGUUAUGCCGGAGGAUGUUUGGUAA
Molecule: messenger RNA, 588 nt
Organism: Botrytis byssoidea
Lineage: Eukaryota; Fungi; Ascomycota; Leotiomycetes; Helotiales; Sclerotiniaceae
Exons: 1
Coding region: 1-588 (195 amino acids)
Biological process (GO): N-terminal peptidyl-methionine acetylation
Cellular component (GO): NatB complex
Molecular function (GO): protein-N-terminal amino-acid acetyltransferase activity
Source: RefSeq, a predicted model, not a curated record